This is a messenger RNA of Colletotrichum lupini, 441 nucleotides long. RefSeq lists its product as uncharacterized. NCBI's taxonomy places the organism in Eukaryota, Fungi, Ascomycota, Sordariomycetes, Glomerellales, Glomerellaceae. The coding region runs from base 1 to 441 and encodes 146 amino acids. The transcript is spliced from 3 exons. The record is from RefSeq and is a predicted model, not a curated record.
AUGCACAACAUUAGGGCGGCUCCCUUGGGCGCUUGCACGCGGGAUGACGCACCCACGGGUCGAUCUGGGGUGGCCGCAGUGAGCGCGGCCACUCCCUCUGGGCGCUUGGAAAAAGUUGGUGUUAUUGUUAAGCUUGGUGCUGGUGAAGCAAGCCCCUAUGCACCGGGAAGAGUGACGGAGCGCAUGCUGUCUCCCUUGGUCGCCUCACAUCGCGCUACACGCGAAGGCGCAUUCCAGGUACAGGCUGACGCUCAAGUUCAACAUCAUGCAUACAGCGGUGCCUGCCCUGCAUCCUCUGGCCAUCGGAAGCCACUGCUUGGAUCUGACGACGUCAAUGGAUGGAUGAGGUCCCAUCACGAUCGAGGUGCUGUCGUUCUGAACGAACUACUGGUGAAAUGCAACGGUUUCCUUGUCGCACGCAUCAACUUCAGCCUCUGCUGA